AUUCCUUCAAUUUUCACUUUACUGUAUGUACGCAUCUCUCUUCCCUCUACUUUAAUAUACUCUGCCAUACUCAUCUCCUCUGCUACUGUAUAUUCAUAUUCAUUUCUCUUUUCUCUCUCCUCUCUCUCUCUCUCUCUCUCUCUCACAUCGCAUAUGUAGAUAUAUAUAUAUAUUUUUUGCAUAUAUAUAUGAACAUCUGUUUCAGAGAGCAUUGAAUCAUGGUGGAAUUGUCGGAGAUAUAUUGAGGAAGAAGCAGAUAUUGAAUCAUCUGAGCAAUUAGGGCUUCUAUUUGAUCGGUGCGAGCGAGAAUGCCUUUGUCAAGGUACCAGAUAAGGAACGAGUACAGCUUGGCGGAUCCGGAGCUGUACAGAGCCGCCGAUAAGGAUGACCCCGAAGCCCUUUUGGAAGGUGUCGCCAUGGCCGGCCUCGUUGGCGUUCUUCGCCAGCUUGGGGACCUCGCCGAGUUUGCUGCUGAGAUAUUCCAUGACUUGCAUGAAGAAGUGAUGGCCACUGCUGCAAGAGGGCAUGGUCUAAUGGCUCGCGUCCAACAGCUUGAGGCAGAAUUUCCUUUAAUUGAAAAGGCAUUGCUAACACGAACUGAUCAUUCAAUCCUAUUUCACAAUACAGGUGUUGAUUGGCACCCAAAUCUUCCAAUGGACCAGAAUCUGAUCAGUGGGGGAGAUUUGCCUAGAUUUGUGAUGGACUGUUAUGAAGAAUGCCGAGGCCCACCACAAUUAUUCCUUUUGGACAAGUUUGAUACUGCAGGUGCUGGAGCAUGCUUGAAGCGGUACACAGAUCCAUCAUUCUUUAAAGUAGAAAAAGCAUCAUCUGGAAUAGUAAAGCUAGACAUUCAAAGAGAUAAGAAAAUCCGGAAAGUGAAGAAGAAAGGAUCACGCUGGAGGAAUGGAGAAACACCAGAGGUUACAUCACAUGCCAAAUUGCAUCAGCUGUUUUUGGAGGAGCGUGUUCAAAAUGGCAAUAAUGACCCUGCACGUCAUGUUCAAUUGAAGAGAAGACAACUGAAUGGUUUUCCAUUGGAUUCCAGAACUGAGAAGAGUUACAUGGAGAAAUUUUUGGUGACUUCUUCACCAGAGCGUAAAGCAGUUCGUGAAAUUUCUGUUAGUUCACUGCCAUUGGAGUUGACAUCUAAUAUAACCUAUGAGUCAGGGCAUGAAAUACUUGAAAUUGGUACAGUGAGUCCUAACCAAGAGAAUUUGCAGAGAAAAAGAAGUCCAUUUUCAUCUCCUAAUAUGCAGGAAACAGAACAGAAACUAUCCAUGGAGGAGUUAAGUGGGGAUAUCACUGAUAGAGAAACUUUGAAGGCACUUGAGCCACACACUGAUGGUCAGGCGAUUCCUUUCACCCACCAUAAGGUGGUUGAAGAAAAGGAAGUCACGGUUAUUGGGGAAAGCAAAACAGAAGGAAGUAUAGAUGGGUACCACUCUGAUGAUAUCACUAGUGAGAUAGACAACUACAUGGAUGCCCUCACGACCAUGGAGUCUGAGAUAGAAACUGAUUCUGAUUAUAGACACAAGAGCAAUAUGAGAUUUUUGCACAUUGAAAAGCAUGGCACUGACUCUGAUGCAAAUGAAGAGCCACAUGAACUUCGGCCUCGAUUUUCUGAUUCUCUGUCAUUUGGGAAUUCCUCCACAUCUGAUGAUGGGAACAGCUCAUUCAAGAAAGGAAGAUAUAGUUUUUCCUGCUCAGAUACCCUGAGCAAUUUGACAGAGAAUAUGCCAUCGGAUGGUGAUGGUGUGGCUAAAGUGUUCCCUUCAACUGAUUUUUGUGUUGCUGAGAUUGAUUGCACAUCAUCUAACCGGCUCUCUGUUGGUGAAGAGAAUCUAGAAAGCAAAUCUCAUGAGCCUGUAGAGUCAAAUGGUACGUACGUUGAUUUAACUGAGAUGCCCACUUACAGGUCUGAAAGGGGAGAGAUAUCUGCUAGUUCAUGUCUCACAGAUUCUAAUCCUAUGCAUCAGUCUUUGGAUCCUGGAGCAAGUUUGAGGCAAGCUUUGUCAGUGGAACCAGAAUUGGAUGAAGUUUCCUCUGACUCUGCUAAACUUUGUAUUGGAUUUUCAAAUACUGAUGAAAAUAGUACCAAUAUGGGUGAUGAUUUAAAGAUAAUCACCAAUGCUUCUGAUGUUCCUUCAGAGACAAGAGAAGAUUUCACCCCUCCAGUGUCCGCUGAAACCCAGGUUGUAGGUGACUUGGUAAGCAGGGAGGAUCCUAAUAGUUUUCCUUCUUUGCUGCAUAUGUCAAAUGUUUCAGACCUGCCUCCUGAAAAGAAAAGCAGUGAUGACAUUGCAAGUGAAAUGCUUCAACCAGAACCUGCAGGUAGUAGAUUCACUGAGAAUUUAGUGAAUGGAGCAAACUCAUUUCCUUCACCUACAGAAGAGCAGCCUCAAGGAUCUGCCUUGCGAAAACUACAAAAUUGUUUAGAACCUGAACAAGAAGUCCCAGAUAGUUUAGCUGCCUCUAUUGCUUGUUAUCCAGUUGUUGUAGAGCCUGAUGGCAUAAUUUCUGAAGUGGACACUUCUCCAGCAGCUGGAGUCAACUCAGAGAGCUUAACUGCAGUGGUGGAUGAAGAAGUGGAUGUUGCAGCACAUGAAGAAGUGGAUGUUACAGCACAUGGAGUCAACUCAGAUAACUUUACCUUGGCAGAUAACAAAGUGGAUGCUAGUACAGCAUCUGGAGUCAACUCCGAGAACUUAAAUUCAGUGGUAAAUAACAUAGUGCUUGCUACUCCAGUGUCUGGAGUGAACUCAGAGAACAGCACGGUGGUACUGGACACAGAGGAUGCUACUCCAGCUGCUGAAAUCCACCCAGAGAACUCUACUGUGAUGGUAGAUAACACAAUGGAUGGUACUCCAGCAGGUGGAGUCAACUUAGACACUACAACUACUGUGUUAGAUACACCAAGCUAUAGCUUUUCAGAGCAGCAGUGGUCCAAAAUAACAGAUGAUGUUCCAUCACUAGAACUUGCUUCAGAAGUUGGAGUUUUGUAUCCUGGAAAUCAAAAAAAUCUUCAAGGGGUUUCUACUGCUGCUGAUGAUGGCGAAAAUGGUGGAUCCACCAAUAGUGGGGAUACAAUGGGAGGCAAUAACAUCCCUCUUGAGUUUCCAUCUAAUUAUUCAGCUGUGGUUGCUGCUUCUGCUGCUCUUUGUGCGGAUGGGAAUGGUGCAAAGGAUGAUGUCGAUGAUGUAACACGUUCUUCAGAUCUGAUGUGUUCACCAUCCAUGAAUUCCAGAUAUAAUGAAGAUAGUCAUGGUUUUUGGGGACAUAAAAAAGACUUGGAUAUUGAUGAAGCAAUUUCUCCAGAAUGUCUUUUAGAAUCAGAAGCUCAGACUGAACUGAACACAUCCAUGAAUUCCAGAUAUAGUGAAGAUAGUCAUGGUUUUUGGGGACAUAAAAAAGACUUGGAUAUUGAUGAAGCAAUUUCUCCAGAAUGUCUUUUAGAAUCAGAAGCUCAGACUGAACUGAACACAUCCAUGAAUUCCAGAUAUAGUGAAGAUAGUCAUGGUUUUUGGGGACAUAAAAAAGACUUGGAUAUUGAUGAAGCAAUUUCUCCAGAAUGUCUUUUAGAAUCAGAAGCUCAGACUGAACUUAGUCAACUGGCUACUGCUCCAACAAACUCAAACUCCAGGUUUUGCAAUGCAGUCUCUCAAGACAAGUCCAAUUCAGAAUUGAUUAAUGAUGCUCCCUAUUCAUCUCUCACUGAACAAAUUCAUGAGGAUCAUCUGGGUGAUGCCGUCACAGCUCCAACAUCAUCAAAGCAAGCUGAUCUGGAUUUGGAAACAAGAUCUCCUGGUAAGAGUCAUAAUGAAGAGGACAUGGAAGACGCCAGGUCUUCAACUUAUGGUUACCUCCCAGAGCCGGAAAUUCCUUCGAAAGAAUCACUUGACUUGCUAGAGAAUGAAUCUGACAUGGAAGGUUUGCAUAGAGAAAAUGCAAAUUCCAUGAAAUUGAAUCUCCAAUCUGUACAGGUACAGCCUUUAGAUCACAUGGAUCAAGAAAUAUGCUCUGAUGCAUCUCCUAAAUCUUGUGCAGAAGAUGUUUCAAGCCAGCCCUCAGCUGCAGAGCUCUUACCCCAAUCAGUUGCCCCGAACCUUGAGAGUUCUGAGCAAUCAACAGAAUCAAUCUUUCCCGGCUUUGUCCUGCCCCCAAAGUCGAGUCAAAAGAAUAUAGAGGAGGUGCCACCAUUGCCACCACUUCCCCCUAUGCAGUGGAGAGUCGGAAAGCUUCAAAAUGCUCCCUUAUCUUCAGAGAAGGAAACAAUGGAUUAUGGUCUGAAUUUGUUCCCACAGAUGCCCCAAUCUAUAACAGCUGAUGAAAAUACCCAAGGUGGUUUCCCAGCACUAGGAGGAAGGAUUACAAAACCUCAGAGCCCAUUUUUGCCAGAGUCAACUGUAGAAGAAGAGACAUCACAACUUGUUUUUGAAAACCCAGCUGGUAAGUUGGAGCAGUCCAGUUCGCUUGCAACACAAAUGCCAAUUGCUAACCACGAUGAUAAAUGUGAACAUGAACUGGAAACCCAACCAUCCAACCAUUUUUUGACAUUACCAGCAAUGAGUGACGAGCAGACUCAACAUGCUUCUCUAGCUCUAGAGGGAGCUAUAGCACAGCAUUCUUCGAUUCCAUUUUCAGCAGUAUCAACCAUUGAAGAUGCAAGCCCUGAACACCCUACCUCGUUUUUAGAAGAAAAUGAGGUUCAACCUUUGAACCACAUGGAACCAGAAACUGGCUUAGAGGAUAAAAAGCUUCAACAAACUUCAGCAAUGGUACAUCCUUCUUUGAUACCAUUUUCACCAAUAUCAACCGUUGAAGACACAACCCCUACACGUCCUCCAUCAUCUCUAGAACAAAAUGCAGUUCAACUUUUGAACCACAUAGAACCAGAGACUAGCUUAGAGGAUAAGAAGCUUCAACAAACUUCCCAAAUUUCAGCUGUGGAUAAGGUAAAUUGUCCUGAAACAUUUGGGUUGCCAUCAAGUAUGGAUGCUGAGCAGCUUCAAGGCCCCCAACACAUGUUACUGUCUCCUGAAGGGGAAAUGGUGUGUUCAUCAAGCACAUCUCAACUACCAGGAAAUGAAGACGGAAAGCCCAAUGGAAAGCCAUCGACGAAGAUUCCCCGACCUCAAGAUCGACUCAUUGAAGCUGUUGCUGCGCAUGACAAAAGCAAAUUGAAAAAGGUCACAGAAAGGAUUCGGCCCCAGAUUAGACCAAAGCUGGAGCAAAGAGACUCCCUGCUGGAACAGAUACGGACUAGGUCCUUCAAUUUGAGGCCAGCAUCUGCAACCAGACCCAUCAUUCAAGGUAUUCAAGGUCCUAAAACGAACUUGAAAGUUGCUGCCAUUUUGGAGAAAGCAAAUGCAAUUCGUCAGGUUGAUCUUUCUCUCUCCCUCUCUCUCUCUGGGUGUGUUCCAUUCCUUUGUGGUGUUGAAAUUGUUGAAUGUUCAAAAUAGGCAUGGGCUGGAAGUGAUGAAGAUGAUGACGGGGAUAGUUGGAGCGACUCUUGAAGAAAUUUGCUCUGCUUCAGCUCUAUUCCCCAUGAAAGUGGAAUGAUGCAGGAUCGGCCCUCCCAUAAGUUGGAGGGAGAUCUGUGUUGUCUUGGCGUUUUCUUUCCCACUCAAAUCUAUGUCCAUGUAUAUUACAACCACCCCUCAUUCUUCUUCUUCUUCUUCUCCUUCUCCUCUCUAUUUUUGUUGAUGAAAAUGUAUCCAUUGGUGAGCAGCCGUGUUUUACAGAAGGAUUAUUUGCCUGGUGUGGGAUUAAGUGCGUAUACAUGACAAGACAGCUGAGGUGCAGUGUGCAAGCACCGUGCCCAAUUGAUUUCCAUGUAAUAUUCUUUCUUUCUUUCUUUUCUUAUGAUUUUGGCCUGUGUAUGUAAAUUGCAAGCAUAUAAAAUUUGAUAUGUAGUGCACUUGAGGAUGCAUUUUUUGUAGUCCACUCUAGUGAUUGUUGCAACUUGGUACCAUAAUUCAUGCACUUCAAUCCAUUUAUCCCAGAAAAUAAAACCCGUCUCUGUAUUCAUCCA
Molecule: messenger RNA, 6031 nt
Organism: Malania oleifera
Lineage: Eukaryota; Viridiplantae; Streptophyta; Magnoliopsida; Santalales; Ximeniaceae
Product: protein SCAR2
Exons: 8
Coding region: 309-5459 (1716 amino acids)
Biological process (GO): actin cytoskeleton organization; positive regulation of Arp2/3 complex-mediated actin nucleation
Cellular component (GO): cytoskeleton
Molecular function (GO): protein kinase A regulatory subunit binding; Arp2/3 complex binding
Source: RefSeq, a predicted model, not a curated record